Molecule: messenger RNA, 351 nt
Organism: Staurois parvus
Lineage: Eukaryota; Metazoa; Chordata; Amphibia; Anura; Ranidae
Source: the annotation of a GenBank genome assembly
UCUUGCUGCUGCCAGGUCCAGAGUCUCUCAUGGGUCCCUGUACGGCCUCCCAUUGCUGCUGUCUCCAUCGCCACACUCUGCCUAUGUGCCACUUUCAGGUCUCCUCACACUGCUGGUGUGUUCCAUUUUUUUUGUCAUAGGGUGUUGCUGGCAGAUUACGGGCCUCCCAUAGCUGCUGCCAGGCCCCUAAUCAGCCAAUGGCCCCUGUUACCACCAUCCUCAUGCUGCUGCCAGGUCCAGAGUCUCUCAUGGGUCCCUGUACGGCCUACCUCAUUGCUGCUGUCUCCAUCGCCACCUCUCUGCCAUGUGCCUCUUUCAGGUCUCCUCACUCUGCUGGUGUGUUCCAUUUUU